Rattus rattus (black rat) is the source of this 1132-nucleotide messenger RNA. It is a transcript of the gene Steap1, whose product is annotated as STEAP family member 1. NCBI's taxonomy places the organism in Eukaryota, Metazoa, Chordata, Mammalia, Rodentia, Muridae. Gene Ontology annotation, cellular component: endosome; plasma membrane. The record is from RefSeq and is a predicted model, not a curated record. The transcript is spliced from 4 exons. Bases 24 to 1043 code for a protein of 339 amino acids.
UGAAGCCAUAUUUUGCAGCAUUCAUGGAGAUCAGUAAAAGUAUUACGAACCCAGAAGAACUUUGGAAAAUGAAGCCUAAGGGGAACCUGGAAGAUGACAGUUACUCGACUAAGGACACCGGAGAGACAAGCAUGCUGAAAAGACCCGUGCUCUCGCCUUUGCCGCACACGGUCCACGUCGACGCCUUCGACUGCCCCCCGGAGCUCCAGCACACGCAGGAACUCUUUCCAAACUGGCGCUUGCCAGUUAAAGUUGCCGCCAUUCUAUCGUCUCUCACCUUCCUGUACACUCUCCUGAGGGAAAUCAUUUACCCGUUAGUCGCUUCCCGCGAACAGUAUUUUUAUAAGAUCCCGAUCCUGGUCAUUAACAAAGUCUUGCCAAUGGUCUCCAUUACCCUCUUGGCGUUGGUUUAUCUGCCAGGAGAGAUAGCGGCAGUUGUGCAGCUUCGCAAUGGGACCAAGUACAAGAAGUUCCCACCCUGGUUAGACAGAUGGAUGCUGGCGAGGAAACAAUUUGGGCUCCUCAGCUUCUUCUUUGCAGUUCUGCACGCCAUUUACAGUCUCUCGUACCCAAUGAGACGAUCCUACAGAUACAAGCUGCUCAACUGGGCUUACAAACAGGUUCAACAAAGCAAAGAAGAUGCCUGGAUUGAGCAUGAUGUCUGGAGAAUGGAGAUUUAUGUGUCCCUGGGGAUCGUGGGACUGGCCAUCUUGGCUCUCUUGGCUGUGACAUCUAUUCCAUCUGUGAGCGACUCUUUAACCUGGAGAGAAUUUCACUAUAUUCAGAGCAAACUGGGAAUUGUCUCUCUUCUUCUGGGCACGGUACACGCUUCGAUUUUUGCCUGGAAUAAAUGGGUAGAUAUCAGUCAGUUUGUCUGGUACAUGCCUCCGACUUUCAUGAUAGCUGUUUUCCUUCCAACUGUUGUUCUGAUCUGUAAAAUUGUACUUUGCCUGCCCUGCCUGAGGAAGAAGAUACUGAAGAUUAGAUGUGGUUGGGAAGAUGUCCGCAAAGUUAACAGGACUGAGAUGGCCUGCAGGUUGUAGAACUACUGUUUGCACAUAAUUGCUUAAUACCGAUGUCUUAUAAACAUUUCAAACCUGUGUCUGUUAAUAAAAUGAAUACUUCCGGAUCA